AGGAUAAAUAGUGUGAUUUAAAAUCUCUGUGCAAAAAUUUCUAGGUCUUUAUUUCCAUACAAUUAUUAUUGUACCUAAAAGUUUCAGUUUGAUGGUGGUACAUAUAUCGACGCCAUGUUGUUAUUUACUCUUUGAUUUUUCACUUUUUAUUUUGUUAUGGGUUUUCUGUGUUGUGGAUAAAUCAGUGUGAGCAUGUUGGAAGAUGUUCCCAUACACGGAAGUCGAAGUGAUUUCAAGAGCAAACCUCCUACACAUCAAAGAAACCUUAGCUUGGAUUUUAGACAUGUGACGGUGGCAAACGGGCCACCGGCGGGAUGUGGCCAUCAAAGAAACAGAUCCUUGGAUUCCGUUUUGCAAAGGAUACCGGAGGAUAUGACCCCGACGUCGCCGGACGGUGUACCGCUUCGUAUUUUGUGCGAAGCGACUGGCCCCAGGCUUGCAUUACCACCAGAAGUUCCCACUGGUUCCGAUGACUCAGGAAUUCAUACUCCGCCUGACGGAAAUGAUGAAGAAAGACCGCAGCCUCCUGCAGCUGCCAGAUCUAGAGAAAGUCUCGAUUCCGGCAAUCCAGAAGAAACAGAAAAACCUCCGGAUCCUCCCGAUGCGAUCGUCGAACCGCUGGCAACGUCUAGUAGUAGUACUACUGAAACAUCGAAAAAUAAAGACUUUCUUUUAAGACUAUUCGAAAGUAAACUGUUCGAUAUGAGUAUGGCCAUUUCGUAUCUAUUCAACUCUAAAGAACCCGGUGUGCAAACCUACCUAGCUAACAAAUUGUUCUCAUUCCCACACGAAGAUGUAGACUUUUACCUCCCACAAUUAGCUACUAUGUACAUAGAAAUGGGAGACGUAGCGGACGUUUUAAGACCAUAUUUGGUAUAUCGGUGUAAACAAAGUGCGCAGUUUUCGCUUCGACUAGCGUGGUUGUUAACAGCGUUCAGUGGAGAGGCAAAGAGGUCGAGAGCGACGAAGCUAAGAGACUCUAUUCUCGCUGAGGAAAUCAGGCCAGCGGCAAGGAGAGGUCAUCACAGAUCGCAGUCUGACGCUUCGGCGUUAAGGCUGGCUACGCCAUCAGGAAGACAUCUAGGAGACCUCGCGUCCGGUCGUGCGUUUGACAGCGGUUGUCUCUGUGGCGAACAAUGUUCAUGCGGAGCGCCAAGGUUAGCGCCACAAACACAGUUUCUCACAGCUCUCACGAAUAUCGGUCGACGACUGGCCACCGUGGCUGAUAAGGAGCGACGGAAUGGCCGGCUACGAGCGGAGCUAGCGACUCUAGAUCUAAACCUACCAGCCCGAGUCUGGUUACCUUUACAUCAGAAACCUCACUACGUCUUGAGGAUACCGCCUCACGCUGCCGCUGUUCUCAACAGCAAAGAUAAGGCUCCGUACAUAAUGUACGUCGAAGUGCUCGAGACGGAAGGGCACGAACCCCUUCCGUUGCGACUGUUGCCGCCCGCUCCUCCCGCACCGCACUCGCCUCCGAUACGACACACGAAGAGUGAAGAAAAUCUCGUGCCCGAGUGGCCGGCGCUUUCACUUUACUCGGCCCUCGAUGAUGUAGAUGCUGGCGACUGCUGGAGUCACGACGAUGAAGACCUGAGCACCCAGUACGCCGCUAAACCACCGGCUCCCGACAGCUUGUCACAGGUGUCGGCGAUGUCGGUCACGUCGGCGCAGUCAACGUCGUCGUGCGGCUCGCGCGAGUCGCUGGCGGUGGGCGCGGGCGAGGUGCGGCGCCGGCUCGCCGACGCGACCGCCGCGCCGCCGCCCAACGCCUUCCGACACGACCCUGCGGACCCCUCCGCGCUCGCGCUCAAGGAGUCGUGGGAGAGCAAGCUGGCGCGCAUGCGCUCGACGUCGCCGUACGGCUCGCUGGGCGGCUGGCGGCUGCUGGGCUGCAUCGUGAAGGUGGGCGACGACCUGCGCCAAGAGAUGCUGGCGGCGCAGCUGCUGCGGCGCCUGCAGGCCGUGUGGGAGCUGGAGCGCGUGCCGCUGCGCCUGCGCCCCUACGAGAUCCUGUGCCUCGACCGCGAGAGCGGCCUCAUACAGCCGGUGCUGAACUCGGUGUCGCUGCACCAGAUCAAGAAGCAGUCGGGCAAGUCCCUCCGCGCGUGGCUGGAGCUGGAGCACGGGCCGCCCACCAGCGAGGGCUUCCUGCGCGCGCAGAGGAACUUCGUGCAGUCCGCCGCCGCGUACGCGCUCACCAGCUACCUGCUGCAGCUGAAGGACAGGCAUAAUGGGAAUAUUUUAUUGGACAGCGCCGGGCACAUCAUCCACAUUGACUUUGGGUUUAUAUUUUCUAUAUCACCGAAGAACUUGGGUUUUGAGAGUUCUCCCUUUAAGUUGACUAGUGAAUUCGUAGAAGUAAUGGACGGUGAAAGCUCGGACAUGUUUGCGUAUUUCAAGAUACUGAUUCUGCGUGGACUCAUCGCGGCGCGCAAGCACUGCGACCAGAUCAUACACCUCGUCGAUGUCAUGCGGAUGGGCGGGCAGCUGGCGUGCCUGCGCAGCAGCAGCGCGGUGGCGUCGUUCCGCGGCCGCUUCCACCUCGGGCGCACGGAGCCGCAGCUGCGCGCGCUCGUGGACCGCCUCGUGCGCGACGCGCUGCACUCGCUCUCCACGCGCCUCUACGACAACUACCAGUACUACACCAACGGCAUCCUAUAGCCCCGUGGAGCCCUACUACUACACCAUCGCCAUCCUUUAUCCCCCUGAACUCUAGUGCUACACUAACGGCAUCCAGUAGCGCCAUGGACCCCUAGGACUUCAACGACGCCAUCCUAUAGCCCCAUGGAGCUCUGCCUCUCGCUUCUCGAUUGCACCCUUGAGUUCCAAAGAAACCGAUGCAUUAGUCUCCCUUUCGCGGUCAAAAUUAAAAAUAACAUAGCGCCCGUAGUGACCCCUUUUUAUGUUUCUCUCGAACUUAGUUGGACGUCAUCUCCGUAUUUUAAAGAUUUACUUGUAAUACCUUUCGCAAUCUGAGAUAUUUUCGUGAGUAAAUAUAGAACGUGAAGUAGAGUAAAAUAGAAAUCGUAUUUGAUGACGCCGAUUUUUAAAUAAAUUUAAUGUGAAAAUUUUACAAGUGUGUCUGUCGUACUAAAAAUAUAUAUGUUUCGACGUUGUUAAAUGUAUGUACUACAAAAAGUAUUUUAAUCAUUAAUGAAUUAGCGACUAACGUCGCUUAAAUAAGUGAUUAAAAUUCUGUAUUAAAAUAAAAAUUUAACUUCUCAAUGAAAAAAAUAUAAAUGCGAAAACUAUAAUGAUAGUAUUACAUUUACAAUGUUAAAUUACAGUCUGUACUGUCAUAAAAUAACUGUAUAAAAAUCAAUACAAUUAAAAUUUACCCUUCUAGUUUUUUUAUUGUUUUAUAAAAAAAAAGACAUGAAUUUUUUUGACUAGAUUAUUCGUUAUUAUUGACAUAGUUACUUUUUUUAUUUUAGUGCCAUACCCUCCUGAGACCGGACAAUCAGAAUGGUAUGCAAAGAUUUGUUAGACAGUCUUAAACCUGUGUACAGUUAACAAGAGAAUGUAAAAACAGAAAACACCAUCACAAUUGUACUUUUGUAAAUGAAAAACUAAUAGAAACAAAUUAGAAUAAAUUAUUACAAAUUAUACUUCACACAGUAAAGUCCUUCCUCAUAUUCUCGAUCAGCAAUUUUAGUGUUUUUUUUAUUAUAUUAGAUUAACAUAACAUUAUUCGCUCAAUAUUGCAUAGAUGGAAAUACACUUUGACCCGUCCAUUUUAGUAACUUUAGAAAAUCAUGAAGCACUUUUGUAUAAAAGUAUGAAGUUAAUCAACGUAUUGUGUAACAACUUAAAAGGCAAUAGUCGAAAUAAUACAUAAAUUCAAAAAGAAGUACGAAAAACACUUACUGGCUAGUUUUCAUUAUUAUCGUUCAUUAAAUAAAUUUGAAAAUGUAAAUAUUAAGAGAUUGAUAACUUUUGCAAUGAAGAAGACUGAUUGUUUCACGGAUGAAAAGAGGUUAGAUUUAGGUUCUUUAACGAAAUUAAUUUAAGUUUUAUCAUGUACAUAUAAAAAUUGUUUUGAAUAACAAAUUGCGAAUGUGAUUUCUAAAUUUAUUCACAGAUAAUCGCCAAAUUGUCGAUAUGAGAAAACAUGAUCUAGUUAGUAAUCUAUUAUUAUUAUUAAUAAAUGAAUUUAUCGUUGAUUAGAUAGGUAUGCUAAAACACCAAAAUGUGAAUUAAGACCAUAUUUUGACUGGAAAAUGCAAAAUAGGAUUUGUUUUUCCUGUUUAGCUAGACUUUAAUAAGUAAUAUCUCAAUUUGUGUCGAUGAUUAAUCAAUAAUUAUCAUAGAAGUCAUGUGCUACAUCGUUAUCAUAAAACUUUUGUAUUAUAUCAAAUUGGUUUGCAUUAUAACACCAUAAAUUCACAAUCACAAUCGUGUUCAAUUGAAAAAAAUCUUGUGAAGUAUGAAGUAUCCUACCUAAUGAACUUUGAUGUAGUUGGGAGUGUGUUACAGUUAACGUAAUUCUUGGUUUAAAUGAAAUAUGCCACAAAAUCGCUGAUUUCAAUUUACGCUUCCGUUGAAUUAUAUAAAUGUCAUUAAAUAGUUUGAAAAAUGUAAGGCUAAGUAAUUAAAAAGUUAUGCUAAAUGUUCGUUACUUAUCUCGUGUUUGUGUUACACAAUUAUAUUAUAAUUAUGCAGAUGUGUCGGUUUAAAAUUGUAUAUGGUAAAGAUAAAACAAACUUAAGAACGUUAUGUCAUACAAACUGUACACUUAAAUUUCCGAAGUUUAAUAUACCUUUAAAUAAAUUUGGUAAUAAAGUAAAAAAAAAAUCUUUCAGUUUAAUGGUUUUAAUGUUUUAUAAGAUUUUUUUUCCUUCAUUAUUUUGUAAUAUUUAAUUACGACUAUAAAAUUUAACUCGUUUACUUUAAAUAAGUUAACUAGAAUAUUUAGACUGUAAAUAUAUUUGUUUAAUAAAAUAAUGUUUCUCCUCGAAAUUGAUUAUUCAUGUUAUUUAUCCAACAUGUACAGAUAAAUAGAAUACUUUUAUGAUCAAUUACCUUAAUUUUUUAAGUAAUAUACAUAUAUGAAAAUUUU
Messenger RNA from Melitaea cinxia (Glanville fritillary), 5062 nucleotides. It is a transcript of the gene fwd, whose product is annotated as phosphatidylinositol 4-kinase beta. Bases 193 to 2664 code for a protein of 823 amino acids. The record is from RefSeq and is a predicted model, not a curated record. Gene Ontology annotation, cellular component: cytoplasm; membrane. The transcript is spliced from 10 exons. Gene Ontology annotation, molecular function: 1-phosphatidylinositol 4-kinase activity. Gene Ontology annotation, biological process: phosphatidylinositol-mediated signaling; phosphatidylinositol phosphate biosynthetic process. Lineage: Eukaryota; Metazoa; Arthropoda; Insecta; Lepidoptera; Nymphalidae.